This is a messenger RNA of Sordaria macrospora k-hell, 354 nucleotides long. RefSeq lists its product as uncharacterized. The record is from RefSeq and is a predicted model, not a curated record. Lineage: Eukaryota; Fungi; Ascomycota; Sordariomycetes; Sordariales; Sordariaceae.
AUGUGCCACCACGUCAUCCACAAGGACGUCAUGGUUCGAUACGACUGGACCCCUCCCGAGGCAAAGUAUUCCGAAGCCGGAAUCAAGUGCGGCCACAUGGUCGCCCUCAAACAAACCGAAGUCUGGUCCUUGGGUCCCGACUUCUGCGAGUGCACCGAGGAGGUCGACCACCACCUUCCGCCGGGGUCGAACCCGCAAAAUGAGCCCAAAACCCUCAACGAACGCGCUGAGCCCGGCUCGGGAAUCGACACUUUGCUGGCGGCUGUGAGUAACAUGCAGAUUCCGUGUCCGGCAUGCAGGCUGGAGGAGUGGGCAAGAGAUAGCUUCAAGGGGAAGCUGCUCCACGUUAGGUAA